This is a messenger RNA of Penicillium chermesinum, 378 nucleotides long. Its product is annotated as extracellular guanyl-specific ribonuclease RntA. The coding region runs from base 1 to 378 and encodes 125 amino acids. The transcript is spliced from 2 exons. Lineage: Eukaryota; Fungi; Ascomycota; Eurotiomycetes; Eurotiales; Aspergillaceae. The record is from RefSeq and is a predicted model, not a curated record. Gene Ontology annotation, molecular function: RNA binding; RNA nuclease activity.
AUGCAGUUCACCAAGCUCGUCGCCUUCGCCGCCCUCUUUGUGAGCGGUGCCCUCGCAGCCGACUACACCUGCGGCUCCCACUCCUACAGCGACAGCGAGGUUAGUGCUGCCCAGCAAGCUGGAUACGAGCUGUACGAGGAGGGCUCCACCGUCGACUCCUACCCCCACCAGUACAAAGACUACGAGGGCUUCGACUUCCCCGUCCCGGGCAACUGGUACGAGUUCCCUAUUCUCAGCUCAGGCGAGAUUUACGAUGGUGGUUCCCCUGGUGCCGAUCGCGUCAUCUUUAACGAGCAGGGUGAACUUGCCGGGUUGAUUACCCACACUGGGGCUUCGGGUGAUGACUUUGUCGCUUGUGAGGGUGAUGACUUUUCUUAA